Molecule: messenger RNA, 2094 nt
Organism: Alligator sinensis (Chinese alligator)
Lineage: Eukaryota; Metazoa; Chordata; Crocodylia; Alligatoridae
Gene: ENTPD5
Product: ectonucleoside triphosphate diphosphohydrolase 5
Exons: 14
Coding region: 262-1647 (461 amino acids)
Biological process (GO): nucleoside diphosphate catabolic process
Cellular component (GO): membrane
Molecular function (GO): GDP phosphatase activity; UDP phosphatase activity
Source: RefSeq, a predicted model, not a curated record
ACCCAAGCAAAUCCAGAGGACACUGGAACGAAAAUCAUGUUGACACAACUCAAGUCACCUGGGGAUUUGCUGAGCAUACUGCAGCCCUCUGAUAGCAUCAUUUUUAGGGGUCAGCAGCAUGUAAGCUGGAGUACCCCAGCCUGUUUCUACUUUCCUGGGGAGAGAGCUCUUUCUGGGAGCUGAUCUCUUGUGUCCCUGUCUUUUUGCCUUGAUGCUUCAGACCAUGCAGUGGACAGCGGAGCUGCUUCUCUGAGGCCCUGAAUGACCCCACUACCAUCAGGAGCUACUGCAGCUCUGGGAAUGCUGAUCCAUACUCCAGCUGUCCCAAGGUUCCCUUGCAGGAUGGCGCCUAUCUGGCUCAUCGGCUUCCUAGUCCUGGCAUUGUCCUCCAUAUACUGCACUGUUCUUCAUCCAAAACAGGAAAUGUGGUUUCAGGGUCUCUUUCCAUCUAACAUGUGCCCUGCCAAUGCCAGUGCCUACACCUUUUAUGGCAUCAUGUUUGAUGCAGGUAGCACCGGAACUCGAAUUCACAUUUAUACCUUUGUACAGAAGAACCCAGAACAGCUUCCUGAGCUGGAAGGGGAGAUCUUUGAAUCUGUGAAGCCAGGUCUUUCUGCUUAUGCCAGCGAGCCAAAAAAGGGUGCAGAAACUGUCAGAAUACUGUUGGAAAUGGCCAAAGAAGCUGUACCACCAAGUCACUGGAAGAAGACCCCAGUGGUGUUGAAAGCUACUGCUGGACUGCGGCUGCUAUCGGAGCAGAAAGCCCAGGCUCUGCUCCUUCAGGGAAUGAUACCAAGGAUUGUGAGAGAAGUCUUUGAGAAGUCACCAUUUCUGGUUCCAGACAACAGUGUUGGCAUCAUGGAUGGAUGUUAUGAAGGAAUUUUAGCCUGGAUCACUGUGAAUUUUCUGACAGGGCAGCUAUAUGGCCAGAACCAGCAGACAGUUGGGACUCUGGACCUGGGAGGAGCCUCAACUCAAAUCACAUUCCUGCCACGCUUUGAGGAAACCUUGGAGCAAACCCCUGUGGAUUUUCUUUCCUCAUUUGAAAUGUUCAAUAGCACGUACAAGCUCUACACUCAUAGUUAUUUGGGUUUUGGACUGAAGGCUGCCAGACUAGCAACGCUUGGAGCCUUGGAAAUAAAAGCAGUGGAUGGGCAGAUGUUGCGAAGCUCCUGUUUGCCAAAGCAGCUAGAAGCAGAAUGGCAUUUUGGGGGAGUGAAAUAUCAGUAUGGUGGCAACAGAGAAGGGGAAACUGGAUUUGAGCCUUGCUAUGCAGAAGUGGUGAAGGUCGUACAAGGAAAACUACACCAGCCAGAUGAGAUUCGCAGGAGCUCCUUCUAUGCCUUCUCAUAUUACUAUGAUCGAGCUGCUGACACCAACAUGAUAGAUUAUGAAAAAGGAGGAGUUCUAGAAGUAAGGGAUUUUGAAAGAAAAGCUAAAGAAGUGUGUGAUAACAUGGAUAUGUACACAUCAGCCAGCCCUUUCCUAUGUAUGGAUCUCACUUACAUCACUGCUUUACUCAAAGAAGGCUUUGGAUUUGGGGAUAACACACUCCUACAGUUAACAAAGAAAGUGAACAACAUAGAGACAAGCUGGGCCCUGGGUGCUACAUUUCAUCUGCUGCAGUCUUUGGGGCUCACCCACUGAAGUGCACCCCUGUGGACACUGACCUUUCCAGAAGGAAGCAAAUUAAAUUCAAAUCUCAAUAUGCACUGCACAGCUGGAGUCAAUCCUGCAGCAAAACAUGGACCAAAGUCACGGAAUCAGUUUCCCCAAAGGCAGUUUCUGGCUGCUGUCUGCUAGGUUCUCGUGAAGUGGGAGCUGCUCCAGUACAGUUUAUGAGUAAUGUGAAUGCCUAAAUAGAUGCAGAAGCUGCCCCCUCAGAGCCAGAGGACCUCAACUCCAGCUGAGUAGCCUGAUCAAAGACAAGGAGCUGAGAGGCAGCUUCAACUAAUGCAUCUGUGCACACAGCCUGUUACCAGCUGUUCAGUGUCAUCAUGCUCUGCAGGCUACAGAACUUUGACCUGUGACUUUUUUUUAAUAUAUGAAACUGAAGCUUGGCCCCAGGGAAUUAAAAAAAAAACACCAUAGGCA